UACAUAAUGGACAGCAUCUAUAAAGGACGGAAAACGUUCUGCGAACACCAGAAGACCUUUCCAUACGUUUGCAGUAUACAAAAUCAGGGACUAGAAUGCAGUGGACAAGUGGGACGGGGUUCCUUCUAAAGUUUGCCCUGCUGCUUGCGGUCUGUGGGUCAUGUUCAUCCGUGGACCUGGAUGAUGUUAGACGAGAUGAUUUAGACUACAAUGUAAAACUUGAAAUGUACGGAAUUAUUCAAAAAGAGUACGCCAAGAUGGUCUUCCGUCAAGAGGCUUGUGAGGAUAAAAUCAAAUCAUUCGUUGAAAGCUGCAAUGCAUGUCCCAGUCAAAGUCCUCAGGUGAUAGAAGAAAGAGAUCUUUUAGGUGCCAUCUUAGAAAAGCUGAAAGCAAAAUCCGACAGACUUAUCAAGGACUUGAAAAAGUUUAGAGACAAGAUUCUGAAAGGUUUGGAAGGAUUUCUGAAGAAAGCAACAGAUAAAGCCAAAAACUUGCUGAAAAAAGUUAUAGAUUUCUUUAAAAAGAAGAUAUUUCCAAAACUGAAAUUACCUAAAAUUAAAUUACCAAAAAUCAAAUUGCCUAAAAUUAAAUUACCAAAAAUCAAACUGCCUAAAAUUAAAUUACCGAAAAUUAAAUUGCCUAAAAUCAAAAUUAAGUUGCCUAAAAUCAAAUUGCCUAAGAUCAAAUUACCAAAACUUAAAUGGCCUAAAAUCAAAAUACCAAAAAUUAAAUUGUCUAAAAUUAGCCUGAAGAAAUUAUUCAGAGGGAAACAUGGCUCGUCUUUCGACUGCCAGAGAUGUGAACAACUUCAACAUGACAGCGAAGUAGGCACCUUGAAUAAAGUGUGUGGGAGUGAUUUUUCGAGGAAAUUAGAAGAAAAUCAAAAGAUGCUGGGAAAGUUGUCGGAUUUAGAGAGAGCAAUGAUUAGUGGCAGCAACUUUAUUGUGAAGGUCACAUUCCAAGAAAUUCCACCUUCCAUCGCAAAAAUUACCAACGUGGAGUACCAAAUUCCCGGCAACAGCAUCGUAUUUAAGUAUUUGGCUGCAGGUGAAAAUAUCAAUCUUAUGGACUGGGAGCAAACACCCAAAACCCUGGCUCCAAAACUCUUUGAUGAUUAUGUAUUUUCAUGAGCAUGACCAUUAAAUGACGUUUUCUUGUAACAUCUUUAGUAAUAAAUACUAAGCAUUUGUUUA
Molecule: messenger RNA, 1193 nt
Organism: Ostrea edulis (European flat oyster)
Lineage: Eukaryota; Metazoa; Mollusca; Bivalvia; Ostreida; Ostreidae
Exons: 10
Coding region: 96-1130 (344 amino acids)
Source: RefSeq, a predicted model, not a curated record